UUUCAAUUGUAGCUAUAACUCUCAAAAGCUUUAGCUAUCUUGAAAUUAACUUAUGUCAAAGUGGUUCAAUACUCAUCAAUAAUUACAAGCUGCUCGUGCGUUAACAACAAUUUUCAAUAGCCCAUAAACCGUGUCCUCAAGUCUGUAUGAUAACUACAUUUCCAUUAGGAAUCAUAUUUUACGAAGCAGGCGGAAAAUUUCAAUUACGAAAAGCCUUUGCGCAGCUUGCAGUCCAUUGCCGAAGUUUUGCCUAUUUACAAAAGGUUUUGAAACCAGUCAGAAAUGAUAUGCCAUAUUUACAUAGAAACAAAACUGUACAAACUAGCUUGACAGAUUUUGCUCUUCAUUUCGUUUUCGCAUUUGGUCGUGCGUGGGCAAAUCCAUUAUGGAAAUAGCAUAUUUUUCGACUAAAAGGAACGCAGUAUUGUUAUUAAUUGUAUGGCUAAUGACUAACCGGGUUAAUUGGAAUUAUCUUUGAACAGACUUGAAGCUUCCUUAAGCUGUAUCUAUCAGUUGCCAAUAUCCGGUAAGAAGUAGGUGGUUCGGUUAAAAUUACACCCUGCAUUUGAUUUUGAGCUAUAUUAAAAUUAUCACUUUUAUUUAUUCAUCGCCUUGAAGGCUGCCUUGGCCUCGGAAAACGCUUUUGCGGUAUUCUGAACUGAAGGAUUAGUGGCGGCCGAGACAAAGUGAACUUUUGAAAGAUCCUAGGCGACAGUGCCUGCUGGACGAGAUUUUCUCCGUGAAGACCAUUGUUUCUAAUUGUGUCUUGUGACGUUUUUGUUUCUGUCUCUUAAGAAGGCUGGUUUAUAUUAACGGCCACAGCUCUCAAAGGCGCCUCGAUCAACGUCACGAAAUCUUGCACAUAAAGACACAAGUCGAUAACUUAGUAAAGAUUCAAGAAGGUAUCUGCAACAGCAAGUUAUGUCCAUGAUUUGUUAAGCGUUUGGUACUACUAUUUGCUGAUAUCCAAGGCAACAAACAAGAUCGGCAAAGCGGCUGUCUUUUAGAAUACGUAUAGCAUUUACAGCUGUACAGCUUUGGGUAAUAAGCAUUUCCAAGACAGUAGAGCGGAUUUUAAAACCGCACUUCCGCUAUUAACCUACCUUGUCUCCAAACACAAGAUCUUUUUCUUCAGUACAGUUUCUUUCAGUUAUGUCUGAUUCUACGUUGGUAACGAACACAACAUCUUCGCAGGCCACUACGGAACCUCGCGCCGAACCACAUGCUGAGCCAGGCCCUGACUGGGAAAUAGCGACGCAGAAAUGGGGAGUAGCUUGGCAAGUGCAUUGGGCUGGAUUCGGUGUCAUUUUCAGUAUGUUAGCUCUGCGCUCCGUUAUCGCCCUAUCGCAAGUCAGAAAGAGAGAAGGAUUUGGUAGAAAGCCCUUGGUCGUUGCUAUCAACGCGUUGCUCAUGACACAAGGAAUGACACGAGCCUUAUUUUUGUUUCUAGAUCCUUACGAAUCAAGGACGAAUGGAUUAAAAGUCCCAUCUUGGCUGACGAAUUUACUCUACGGUAUCACAUUUCCUUGUUUGACUUCCUCUUUCUGCCUCAUACACUUGGCAUUUGUUGAAGUCUCCAAGGUCCAAAUUGGAUCUAAUAAACUUCAAAGUGUGUCCUUCUUAAGCGUGGUUAUAACGAUUCACUUUGGGGUGGUCGUAACGGCAGAAACAGUAACCGCUCUGAGGGCGGAUCUUACACCCUUGAUUAUUGUGUGCCAGUCGCUUUUCAUCCUUUGGGGCUUCCUCCUCUCGACGAGCUUUAUUUACAGCGGAUUAAAAGUCAUUCAACGUGAUGUCGCUGUUCAGAGGGAACUGCAAAUCGUCCAGAUCGACAAGGCUAGUAAGAUGGGGAGACCAAAACAAACAAAGAGAACUAUUAAAGUUGCGAAGAUCACCAUGGCAACUAGUAUUUUAGGAUUUGCAUGCUGUGGACUGCAGCUGUAUUCACUAUUUGGCGUGUACACCUUAUAUAGUAAAGUUGUAAACCCUGCUCCUUGGCCGUGGUGGACAUUUCAAACGUGUUUUAGACUGGUGGAAUUCUUCAUGGCUUGCACCAUAGCCUACAGUGUUAUGCAACGUUCCUCAGCCAGAGAAAUAAGCGAAGCCAACAAACAAAGCAACGACAUCAGCCAAAACAUAAUAAAGCCUGGGAACCACUAGGAUUGUUCGCGCUGCAACUUAUUGCCCUUUAGACGAGUAAGCAUACAUACAUACAUACAUACAUACAUACAGAUCUUUAUUUGAUAGGUAGUUAAAAAAUUGGCAACUUUACAGCUGAUGUGGACCUACCAUAUUAUCUACGUAAAAUAAG
Messenger RNA from Stylophora pistillata, 2311 nucleotides. RefSeq names its product proline-rich transmembrane protein 4-like. The record is from RefSeq and is a predicted model, not a curated record. NCBI's taxonomy places the organism in Eukaryota, Metazoa, Cnidaria, Anthozoa, Scleractinia, Pocilloporidae.